AUGAACUUACUGCGCUAUCAAAUAAUUUUACUGGUGCAGUUUUUGUUAAUAUUAUAUGAUUUGUUUGCCAAUGCAUCCUCUGAAUUGUUUAGUCACGUUAAUGUUAAUCUUUCGGUUAUAUAUGUCGUUCAGGACCUAUGUAUACUUUUCUGUAGUUUGAUUUUUUGCCUACUUCUGUCUAGCACGUUCGUUUUUCAAGCGGGCUAUAUAAAUCUUCUCUUGUCACAAUUCAAAGAUGCUAUACUCGUUACAUUGUGCUAUCUGAUUUUGAGUAUUUCUUUGCAUUGCUGGGGAGCGAUAUCGAGAUGGAACGAUCCUGCUAAGAUGCCAUCUUCAGUCGGAUACCAAAUACUCUAUGCUUUUCAGAGGACAUGGUCAGUAUUAUACUACUUUUUAUACAAGAGAACAAUUUAUCGACUAGGAGAUUCUAGAUAUUAUGAAGACUGUGAAUGGAUAAAGAAACAAAUCGAAAAUAAUUCUUGA
This is a messenger RNA of Schistosoma curassoni, 483 nucleotides long. The record is from the annotation of a GenBank genome assembly. NCBI's taxonomy places the organism in Eukaryota, Metazoa, Platyhelminthes, Trematoda, Strigeidida, Schistosomatidae.